Messenger RNA from Drosophila serrata, 3848 nucleotides. It is a transcript of the gene Kap3, whose product is annotated as kinesin associated protein 3. Gene Ontology annotation, biological process: microtubule-based movement; cilium organization. Lineage: Eukaryota; Metazoa; Arthropoda; Insecta; Diptera; Drosophilidae. Gene Ontology annotation, molecular function: kinesin binding. Gene Ontology annotation, cellular component: ciliary transition zone; axoneme; kinesin II complex. The record is from RefSeq and is a predicted model, not a curated record.
CAAAUUUUUUUUCAACAACCAACUCGUCGUGUCGCAUGCAAUUUGUUUUGUUAAUUUUUCAAAUAAUCUCGGGCUUGGUGCUGCUGCCAAUUGUGAUCCACUACGUCUAUUACAUAAUAAAUGCGAUUGCCGGCGACUUGUGCGAGCAAAAGAGGGCCCAACAAAGGCAAUUGCUGCUGCAGAAAAGUGUCGUUAGUGCGGGUGCCGCCGUUACCGUUAUAAGCCCACCGUCGUCCACCUCGCAAGUACCAACAUCAGCAACAGCAACAACAACAAAGGCAGAUUCUUCAACAAUGCAAACAAAUGAUGACGCCAAGUUUAUUAAAAAGAGGUGGAAAGGUGGAUCCAUUGAGCCCCAUCCCACGGACAAGGCGCUGAUUGUCAACUACCAAUUGGAGGCCACAGUCUUUGGGGAGCCCAACAAUCCCAUGAUCGAGGAGAAGAAGCACUGUCAGAAAAUCAUUCGACUUCGAUCGCUGAAUGCCAAAACGGAUCCAGCGGCUCUGGCACGCGAGGUGGUGGAGAAAUGCGAUCUCAUUCACAAGUCCCAGCUUAAUGACGUCGAACAGAUUAUCUUUUACCUAAAGAAUCGCAAGGAUAAUGCCAGUAAUGAUAUUCCGGAUAACAACACGCACAGCCGGAGAUCGGCAGCGUUGCACAAUUCACAUACACGAUCCUCGGCCAGAUCGCACAGCAGCGUGGCGGCCAUGACAAGCAGCACCGGUGGUAGCAGCGGCACAGGCAGUGGAUCCGUGGCCGUGGCCACAAAUGGCGGUGGCUCCAGUGCACUGAGCACUGCUGCACAGCCCACAGCAGAUGUGUCCAUCAACAAUAUUGAUGAGUAUGUGGAGCUAUUGUACGAGGAGCUGGGCGAACGCAUUCGAGGAUCAGCCAUGAUCCUGCAAAUGGCACGCAAUCCGGAUAAUCUUGAGGAACUGGAAAAGAAUGAGGCCUGCCUUAGCGCCUUGUCGCGUGUCUUGCGCGAAGACUGGCGCAAAUCUCUGGAUCUCUCCACCAACAUCAUCUACAUCUUCUUCUGCUUCUCCACCUACACCAAGUUCCAUCCACUUAUUGUGCAAUACAAGAUUGGAUCUCUUUGCAUGGAUGUGAUUGACUAUGAGCUUCGUCGCUAUGAGACCAUGCGAAAUGAGUUGGAUGUGCGCAAGCAACCGAAUGGCUGCUCCACUCCUCACUCGGCAAAGGCCAGCAAGGAGAAGUUGAAUCGCAGCACUGAUGAUUUCCUUGACAUUAUGAAUGAGGAGAAGCCCAAGGAGAUGGAACCACCACGUCGUCGCAUUCCAGAACUGAAGCAGCGCCCCAAAUCGGGCAACUGGAGCAGUUUCCAUGGCUCUAUGUCGUCGUCGCUGAUCAAGAGCCAGAUCCUAAAUAGCAGUUACCAUGAGGCUUUGUGUGCCGGCGCUGUCGAUUCGCCCGUCGCAGCUCCCGCUGCUGUUCCCGCUGAAUUCAAGGCAGCAGCCCAGAGCCAGAGCAACGAAUCACUGGACAGGAACGAUCCCAAGGUGAAAAAGGAGGAGAUUGAUCGGCUGAACAAGCAGCUAAAGAUCUUUGCCAAGAAGCAAGAGCAACUGCUGCGUGUGGCCUUCUACCUGCUGCUGAACAUGGCCGAGAAUGUGAAGCUGGAAGAGAAGAUGCGUCGUAAGCAUAUUGUAAAGAUGCUGGUCAAGGCGCUGGAUCGCCAGAAUAUUGACCUGCUGAUGCUAGUGAGCACUUUCCUCAAAAAGCUAUCGAUUGUUGGGGAUAACAAGGACGAAAUGGGCGCCUUAAACAUUGUGGCCAAGUUGCCACGAUUGUUCCAGAGCACGCAUACGGAUCUGGUGCAGGUCACCCUGAAGCUGGUCUUCAAUCUCUCCUUUGACGGUGGAUUGCGUCGCAAAAUGAUAGCUGCCGGCUAUCUGCCCAUGCUGGUGAUGUUCAUCAACGAUGAGAAGCAUCAUGGCAUUGCCGUCAAGAUACUCUACCACAUGAGCCUGGACGAUAAGGUGAAGGGCAUGUUCACGCAAACGGAAUGCGUUCAAAUGGCCACCGAUGCCAUCAUACUAAACCUUAAUGUCAAAGUCGAUCUAGAUCUCAUUGCCCUGUGCAUUAAUCUGUCGCUGAACCGAAGGAAUGCCCAGAUUAUGGUCGAGGGACAGCGUCUGCAUAGCCUAAUGGAUCGUGCUUUCAAGUACCAGGAUGCUUUGUUGAUGAAGUUGCUAAGGAAUCUCUCGCAGCACGAGUCCCUGCAGCCACAGUUCAUCGACUAUGUGGGCGAUCUGGCUCGCAUCCUGACCAUUUGCGACGAUGAGGCUUUUAUUGUGGAGUGCCUGGGCAUAUUGGGGAAUCUGGCCCUCACCGAUUUGGAUUACUCGCAAAUCCUACAGAACUUCCAGCUAAUACCCUGGAUACGACAGCUCUUGGUGCCGUGCUCUCGACUGGAUGAUCUCGUCCUGGAUACCAUUGUCUAUCUGGGAACCUGUGCCUGCGAUGAACUAUGCGCUCUGCUCUUCUGCCGAGCCAAGGUGGUCAUCUCACUGAUUGAACUGCUGAAGGCCAAGCAGGAGGACGACGAGAUUGUGCUGCAGAUAAUCUUUGUGUUCCAGCAGAUACUGCGGCAUGAGAGCACCAGGGAGUACAUGAUCAAGGAGACCGAGUCGCCGGCGUAUCUCAUUGAUCUUAUGCAUGAUAAGAACGAGGAGAUUCGCAAGGUGUGUGACUAUUGCCUGGAUAUAAUUGCCAUCAGCGACAGUGAGUGGGCCAAGCGGAUCAAGCUGGAAAAGUUCCGCAAUCACAAUUCGCAAUGGCUGUGCAUGGUGGAGUCGCAGCAGGAUCAGGAUAAUGAGCAAGACUAUGCCGAUCAGGAGGAUGAAUGCGAUAACGAUCUGGACACGUACCUACGAUCCGAGUAUUUGGACAAUUGCAACGAUCUCUAUAAUAAUGACAAUGCCGACAAUGACAGCAAUAGCAACAAUAGUAACAAUAAUCCGGCCAGCCCGGCCAUGUCCACCUAUAGCAGGCCACUCAGCACUUAUCGUCGCAGUCAGGAUCUCGAUGAUCUGUACAACAUGACCUCCAGCUCCAAGUCACAGGGUUCGUCCAGCGAUAACAACUUUAUGUUCAAAUCGAACAAAUCCCUGGACGCCGACGGGCUGCAUGAGGAGCUGUUAAUGGCUUAGAGCAGCUAACACAAAACCCAAAACGAAAACCGAAAUCGAAAUCGAUCAAAUUUUUAAUUAAGACGCUUCUGCAGAUGUUCGUUCCCAUUGUACAUGUUUAGUCACAGGCCUUCGAGUUGGACAAAGAAGGCUCAGCCCAGACUUCAGACUCAGCUAUUUAUAUUAUACAUGCGAUUUAUAGGAUAUAUAUUUAUAUAUACUAUAUAUAUUCACGCUUUGUUAGUUACUAAAGUUAAAUGGUUUUUAGCAACGCGGCCCCCCACUUUGUACUCAAGACAUUCAAAUCGAUUGACGAGUUUACGAAGUCUUAACUUUAAUCUUCGGUUACGCUUUGCUCAUUUACCUUAUAUAUACUGUUUAUUUGUUAUUUAUUAAUAUAUAAUUUGUAAUUUAUUGAGGCCUAGUAAUGCGUUUAGCUUCACUUUAAGUCAUCGCCCGCAAUGCAAUGCAACUAUUGUGCAAUAUUAUCUCUCACUGAAAAGUAUUACGUAAAACGUUUUUUUUAGUUGUACAUACUACUUGGUUGUCUAAUUUUCUUUUAAUUGAUCGCUUUGCUUAAUUUUUAAUGUUUAUAAUUGCUUAUACACCUAACCAAAACGAACGAAAAAAAGUCAAAUUGUAAUAUUAUUAAUGGACGGCAAGAAGGGAAAGCCCUGAUGAAAAAUAUAUACAAAG